AUGACGGACUUAGGGAAGAUGAGGCUCUUUCUUGGUCUAGAAGUUUUGCAAAGAGAUGAUGGCAUUUUUAUGUGUCAAAGGCUGCAAGUUGAGCAAAAUGGAGGAGAAUUGGUGAAUGAAACCUACUACAAACAAAUUGUAGGAAGUUUGAUGGAUUUGACGGCCUCAAGACCGGAUCUGAUGUUUGUAGUGAGCCCAUUGAGCAGAUUCAUGUCCCAGCCAACAGAAAUGCAUUUCCAAGCUGCCAAGAGGAUGAUGCGAUAUCUUAAAAGUAGUACAAGUUAUGGUAUUUUCUAUAAGAAGCAGGAAUAUGAAGAACUUGUUGCGUUUACGGAUAGUGAUUAUGCCGGAGAUUUGGAUGAUCGGAAAAGCACUUCCGGUUAUUUUUUCUUAAUUGGGGGAAGUGCAGUAUCUUGGGCGUCGAAGAAGCAACCUAUAGUCACACUAUCAACAACAGAGACGGAGUAUGUUGUUGCGACAGGUUGUGCUCAGCAAGUCAUUUGGCUAAAACAAGUUCUAGAGGAAAUGGGAAGCAAACAAGAUGGAAGCAUUGUGAUUUGA
Messenger RNA from Asparagus officinalis (garden asparagus), 561 nucleotides. RefSeq lists its product as uncharacterized. The transcript has 2 exons. Lineage: Eukaryota; Viridiplantae; Streptophyta; Magnoliopsida; Asparagales; Asparagaceae. The record is from RefSeq and is a predicted model, not a curated record. The coding region runs from base 1 to 561 and encodes 186 amino acids.